ACCGUUCGAACUCGACCGCUGAGGUUGAGGUUCCCAGAAGCAUUUAGAGCAGAGAAGAAACAAAAAAAAGGCAAGAAACGAGAAACAAAAGAAAAAGAUCGUUUUAGAUCAGAAGCUGCUGCCUUAGCGAUGAUUCGAUUGCUUUUUUGAGGGAGAGAAAUUUCCAAUACAGAAGGAUUACAAAGAGCUGGUUAUUUGGCAGCUUUCCAAUACAGGACUAAAGAGUUCGGGGCGUUCUAAGCUUCGUUGCAGGAUAAAAGCUUUCUUUUGCGAUCUAAGGCAAUGGCGCAGGGUAGGAGAAUGAAGGGAACCGUGAAGUGGUUCAGUGGGCAGAAGGGUUUUGGGUUUAUUACUCCCGAAGAAGGGGAAGAUCUGUUUGUUCAUCAGUCCUCGAUCCGAUGCGAUGGGUUCCGGACCCUCUCGGAGGGUGAGGCGGUCGAGUUCGUCAUCGAGCAGAGCGACGAUGGACGGACGAAGGCCGUCGAUGUGUCGGCACCGGGCGGAGGAAACCUUUCGGGAGGAGGUAACGGCGGGAGAGGGUUUUCCGGUGGAAGGGGGAGAGGAGGCAGCUAUGGUAGCGGUGGUGGGUACGGGAGAGGGGGAAGGAGUGGCGGGAGAGGAGGUAGGGGUGGAGGGUAUGGAGGUGGAAGCUAUGGUGGGGGUGGAAGCUACGGUGGAUUUGGCGCGGGUGCUUGUUUCACCUGUGGGCAAGCUGGUCAUCUGGCAAGGGAUUGCAAUCGGGGAAGUGGCGGCGGCGGUUGGAGGUCCGGUGGUGGCGGUGCCGGUGGAUAUUCUGGUGGUGGUGGUGGUGGUGGUGGUGGUAGUUGUUACAACUGUGGGGAGCAAGGGCAUUUUGCAAGGGAGUGCCCCAACGAACAGAAGCGUUUUGAAUGAUCCAGUGCGGUCGUUCUUCUGAUGGGUUUUGGGUUUUGAUAUUAGUACUUUGCUUGUUGUUAUAGUUUUUCUUUUGGAUGUUUUGCAUUUUAUUUGGGACUCAGUGGGAAACGAUGAAUUUGGGUGCAAACGCAGAGAAGAGGGAGAUGGCAUGACCAUAGCGUUCUUUUGUCAAAUUUUACAUCAUUUUGGAUGAUUUUCUUUCUCGUUUUUUUGGUGCUCUCUUUCAGGGUUUAAUGCGGUGGGUAACUGUUUAAAGAAGAUAUAGAUUCUUCCUCUUUAAUCUCUCUCUCUCAUCUGUCUGUUUGUCUAUUUUCUUCUUCAAUAAAUUUACUUCUCUCAUGUGUUUUCUGGGUA
Nelumbo nucifera (sacred lotus) is the source of this 1251-nucleotide messenger RNA. RefSeq names its product cold shock domain-containing protein 3-like. Lineage: Eukaryota; Viridiplantae; Streptophyta; Magnoliopsida; Proteales; Nelumbonaceae. Gene Ontology annotation, molecular function: zinc ion binding; nucleic acid binding. The record is from RefSeq and is a predicted model, not a curated record.